GUCGUGCAUAUAAGCCAGUCGCACUCGUGUUCGCAGAGGCUCGGAGUGCCGACAUACCAGCUCAUGGCCGUGAGCUUCCCGAGCAUACCGAUGCAGAACGGAUCCUGCCGCUAUCCCGGCUGCCAGAACAGCACCUUCCAAAACGCUAACGGCUCGUACUCGUCGUUUUGCUCUAGGAGACAUCGGGAUGCUGCUAGCAGUGUUCAACAAUCAAAUGAACCCCAGGCUGCCACUGAAGUAGGCCCGACGGUCGGACUAUGCAAGAACUGUCAAUUGCGACCCGUGUAUUCCGACGGCAAUCGAGCUCAUGAGUUCUGUGGUACGCGCUGCCGUGACGCCUACCAGACGUCGGCUGGUGGAGCGACCCAAGCAAGACCGGCGGGUCCGCGCACUGGGACUUGCAAGCUCCGCGGAUGCCAGCGGCCAGUAUAUGUAGGGCCGAACGGAAGACCAAGUGAAUACUGCUCUAUGGCACACCGCGCCGAAGGCGUGCAGACUGGAGCGGAGCUAUGCUUGCUGUAUGCGUCCCGCAACUCCGGGUCUCCGGCUCACGACGUUGAUACUGACCGGCGGUGGGCUACUAGGUGCGGGCAGUGGCCGAAGGUCAUCAUCAACGGGAAGCUGAGCGACUUCUGCUCCAAUCGAUGCAAGGAAGACACGUUCAGCUCCGCCCCUCUCAUUCUGCACCUCGACAAAGAGAUGGCGGCCUUCAAGGAUGUGGAGAAACAAUUCACAGACAAGUGGAAACACCCCACAACUGUUCCGACUGUGGUCAAGAUAUGGAAGAUCUACUCUAGGAAGAAACACACCGACGAUUUUCUGUCGUACAAGGAUGCUGUCGAACGCAUGACCGGUCUCCCAGGCGGGAACAGCAGACGGAGGUGGCACGGCACGUUCCGGCAAUGCACGAUCGGCGACACCGAGAGCCAAGUUGCUCUAUGCCAGGACGCCAACUGCUCGCUCUGCAGGAUCAUCGAGACGUCAUUCAGCGUCGCGCAAGCUAGCAAGAGAUUUGGGGGCCGGUUCGGGAAAGGAAUAUACAUAUCGGCCACGUCGUCCAAAUCGAAUGACUACGUCCAAGAGCGCGGUGGGUCGCCGUACAAGGCGAUGCUGCUCAAUGAUGUUGUCAUGGGCAAGACUAAGAAACUUACGACGGGCGACAUGACCCUUAUGGAGCCACCUGCCGGCUACGACUCUGUCGUCGGCGAGCCUGGUGCCGACUUGAACUACGACGAGGCUAUCGUGUACAGGGACGACGCCAUUCGGCCGCUGUUUCUGAUCAUCUACAAGAUGUGAUGGUCAGGGCGACGGUCAGGCAGAAGAUCUCAUA
This is a messenger RNA of Rhodofomes roseus, 1330 nucleotides long. RefSeq lists its product as uncharacterized. The record is from RefSeq and is a predicted model, not a curated record. Lineage: Eukaryota; Fungi; Basidiomycota; Agaricomycetes; Polyporales; Fomitopsidaceae. The coding region runs from base 64 to 1296 and encodes 410 amino acids. The transcript has 11 exons. Gene Ontology annotation, molecular function: NAD+ poly-ADP-ribosyltransferase activity.